Molecule: messenger RNA, 1440 nt
Organism: Aureobasidium namibiae CBS 147.97
Lineage: Eukaryota; Fungi; Ascomycota; Dothideomycetes; Dothideales; Saccotheciaceae
Exons: 1
Coding region: 1-1440 (479 amino acids)
Biological process (GO): protein phosphorylation
Cellular component (GO): cytoplasm
Molecular function (GO): protein serine/threonine kinase activity; ATP binding
Source: RefSeq, a predicted model, not a curated record
AUGGGGAGUAUUCAUUUAGCCCUUGGAGGCAGUGGCGCUAUACACUACUGGCUCAAGGUCGAUGAGAACCAAAAAAUUCUUGAUCGUAUGGUCAUCAAAGACUUCUGGUAUGGAGAAAGUACAAUCGAGCCGCCAGCUUACAAAGGCAUAUACGAAGACCUCGUGUACAAAGGAAUGGACUUCGGUGUCAAUCCUGAUAGACCAGGCAAAGCGACAGCUGACGAACGAUUUCUCAGAGAGGCCUAUCUGCAGGGCUUGAUGACCAACAGAAACCAUGCCUCUGCUACUAACACGGUUCCAUUGCGAGGCUACAAGAAAGGCGACAAGCACGAAUACAACAAGGAUGGAAGCGUAAAACGCACACACUGGCGUAUUUACCUGGACUUAUUGCACGCAGGCGACCUCAGUAAUUUGAUCGAAGAACAUACCGUCGCGGACGAGUUCAACCCCAAGAUAAGACAUCCGGAGCACCCACUCCCCGAACCCUAUAUCUGGUGGGUCUUCACGUGCAUCGCCGAAGCUUUGCUUCACCUGGAGUCCGUGGUACAGGCAAGACCCAACGCACGUCAAGAACAAGAUGAAGUCAUUGCGUUCUUAGACAUGAAGCCACUGGACAUACUGCUGGACUCGCAACGAGGAGACCAGUAUCCAAUCUACCCGAAACCGUUGUUGUCUGACUUUGGCGCAGGCCACAUCCUUUACAAAGAAGAUCCGCGUCAGGACGACAGGCACGAAGCUACUUACCCUCAUGAUGCCACAGCGGGCUUCUUCCCUCCCGAGAUGAGAAGACGCACGAAAUACGGGGUCGAACGAGGUAUCACGGACAAACCUCUGUACUCUUGGACCAAUAUCUGGCAAACAGGUCGCAUCGUCGAGUGUCUGAUGAAUCUGAAACAACGCAUGGAUCACGAAAAAUACUCAUUGGUAGCUAUGGAAGAUUCAUGGAUCAAGCAAGAGCCACCCAGAUUCGAGAAACUUCCUCAUUUCAGGUACAGCGACGAUCUGAUCGACCUUGUCUGGCAGUGCCAGCGCCACGAGCCAGAGCAGAGACCUACCCCAGCCGAGCUACUGAAGCUGAUCAGAGAGCGUGCACCCAAACACAAUCUCGGCAUGGAAGAAUGGGGCAAUGCUACUUGGAUCCAGGAACAGGAAAAGAAAAAGGCAAACCGGCCCAAGACCUACGCUGGAGUCUUGAAGGGGAAAGGCCCUACCCAGAGUAUGAAGAAGCGCGAAGCGGCUGGCAAACUGGGUUUCCUCAAUGCAUAUCCGCCCGAGUGGGCGAAGAGAUAUUACGAUUUGGACAUGGAUCUACCCAAUGGGGCCGAGAUGCUCUUUUAUGGCAACAAAGACUAUGCCAAAGUCACUACUCAAGCCUACAUCCCUCCGAAGAAGAAGUUCGAUCCGCUCGCAGGCGUGGACUGGGCUGCUAGCUUUGGAUGA